GUACAAAUUUGGAAGCCGUUCAUGAUAGAUCUCGCAAGGUACCUAUUUAACAAUUGAAAUGCUCGAGGAAGCUAUGUCCCAGGCAGAACCAACCUAGUCAAGUGCCUCUAUCACAACACUCGAAAGGAGGACUUUUAUCACCUGCAUAACCUCGUCUGCUCAUUUCCUUUCCUUUUCUUUCCUUUCAAUCUUUCAGCUGUCCGGAAUUCGAUGUGUAACUUAUCUCGUCUUUCCUCGGGUUCAACUUGUUUGCAAUUGGAAAAUCUAUUCUCAGUUGGUCUCUCAAAACUCCGUCCUCUUUUUACGUCGACUUUACUUCGCGUGUGUCUCUGACAACCAUUGAGCAUGGUUCUCGGGAAAUCAAUCGAUUGUCUUAACGAAACGCAAGCAUGGAGGGAAAACCCUGCGGAUCCUGAUCUCGUGGGAAUCGGUGUCAUAUUGUCCUUCAUAUUGACAGCGUUUGCGGCCGUCUCCACACUGGCUUUGGCCUUUGUGAAUCAUGGAAUCCCAGAAGAACAGUAUAACUGUGUUGACCAAAAAAUCAUCUCCAGACUGGACAGCUGGCUAGGACACACCACCCGAGCCCUUAAAAAGGGACCUAGAAAGACAGUAUACCAAACCUUCAUUCUGGCCUUGAGCGAUCAGACGCUUGUCAUUGGAAUUGCUCUUCUCAUCACUAUUUACGCCCAGAUCUGUGACAUCACCGCUUUCACUUUCCAGAUGGCCAAUGACCUCGUUUUCUUCUGCUCAACGGCUUAUCUGGCAACACUUACGGCUCUUAGAAUGCACUUCAAGCAUAACAAAUGGCAGAAGCGACUACGUGUCUCUCUAAUGGCCUUCCACCUGGUCUUCCUCCUGUCAAGCACCUUCAUCCAAUACUUGACUUGGACACACGACCCUGGGACACUGGAAGUUUGCGUGAUCGACGACUACGAAGACGAGCUUGGUUCAACAAUCCUGGAUUGGCUGGCUCUGGUUUUGUUCAUGGUUUGGUGUUACCAUGAAAGUCUCACGGCCGAUCUGAGAAGCGACAGGCUUUAUGGUGAGGAGGAGCAUCGAUACCCCCUUGCACUGUCCCUAGAAGCUCGUUUCUCCCGAGAUCCGCACUUCAAGGACGACCUUGAAGCAUAUGUGCAUGAAGAGAAACUUCGAAGACUUGGAAAAUGGCAGAAUUUGCAAAUGCUUCUGAGGGGAACCCCUUCCGGAUACCCGAAGCCGCUGUACAAGUUCUUCAAGAUGUUCCAGAUCGCGGGCCCGGAUAUAUGGAAGGAGGUCGCCAGCUCCUUAUUCACCGACGUCCUGACCACGGUCAUCUGGUUCGGCCUGGCCAUUUUAUAUCUCGUCCGACACUUGCAAUUUGAGGAGGUUGAUCUGUCACCACUAAUGGAAUGGAAGUUUGGCCAGGCGAUACCGGCUAUCCUUCUCAUUGUCUACGCAAUAAAUGCCGUGGAGUCCAGGAAUAGUGUGGCACACGACACCUCUAUCACAAGGGGUACAGCUCAAGAAGACGCCGCGACUCAGCUCAGUGUGCAGCCAAGUAAUGACCUUGUUCAUAAUUCCUCGGCUGGCGCAGAAAGACUCGCCAGCCAACAAGAAGCACUAGAGCCUGCCGUCCAAGAGCAGAACCUUCCCCAAGAUGAAGCUACUGGGUAUUCUCAAGGAAACCCAGCCUCAGAGCCCCAACAGAUGGUGCGGCGAAGAACAGCACAGCUUCAAGAAGCUUCAACCGCUUCUGCUACGGCGACAGCACAGUCACAUACUUCCAGCCCCACGCAACGCAGAGUGAGCACCCUUGAGAUGGAAGAUGGUCGAGAGUCCGAUGCCCAAGACUUGCCUGAUGUCGACCUCGUUGAGCUUGUCAUGAAAAAGAGCAGAGGCUGCGGCACCAUUUAUGUGCUAAUCUUUCUCGCGCUCAUUAUAGGCUUCACGGCCUUCUUGUUCCUUUCCUUUACUAUAGCUGUCAUCGUUGGUGGUGAAAUCUACACACUAGGCAAGUUGUUCAAAAAUAUGCAGGCGGUUAUGGGUGUCCGCCGAGUCCGAAAAGAGCGACGGUUGCAGAGGGAAGCAGCGAGAUUGCGAAUUCCGAACUCGUAUCGUUAAGUGGGAAUCGUUCAAUAUGGCAGCUUGUUCGAUCAUGAUCCUCAAAUAGCAUCAGGUCUCCUGCAGCCCGUCUCCUUGAUUUGUGGUCCACGUAUCCCGUUUCUCUUUGGCCAUGGAUGAUCCCA
Molecule: messenger RNA, 2225 nt
Organism: Phialemonium atrogriseum
Lineage: Eukaryota; Fungi; Ascomycota; Sordariomycetes; Cephalothecales; Cephalothecaceae
Exons: 4
Coding region: 346-2100 (584 amino acids)
Source: RefSeq, a predicted model, not a curated record